UAUUCUUCCUUUAAAGGUGUUUGGUGUUUUUCGUGUUUGAUGCUUUGAUUUAAUAUUUGGGGAGUCAGCCUGUUUAAGAGUCACCAACCCUUCAUACCAUUUGCGAUCUGUCAGAAGGUGGUGUGGCAGGGUGUCACUGAAGGGAGGCGCAUCUGAAAAAGGCGCGACAAUUGAAAUUCCAGUUUCUGGGAUGUUCUUUCGCUGCCGUGAGAGAACAACAAUACAGACGCACAAGAUUUUGGAGUCGCGUCUCGCUCGACAGUCUACAAGAAUCCCGAAAGUUUUUGAUUGCAGCGAAGUUGAUGCGAAGUGAAAACAUGUCAAAGAAGGGGUCUAAGAUUCAGCCUCGAAAAAGUGGACCAAUGGACAAAUAUGUCAAGCCCUGUGGUAAACCAGAAACCUCACCGGGAUGUGCCAGUCCUCUAACCCAGCGUCCACUGUCAACACCUAAACAGGAUGAGGAGCUACAUGCAACCCAUUCCUUUGAGUGGAUGGGAAGUGACAAGAACCCCACAAACUUGACCUGCGGUAAGACAGGAACUAUCGAGGACUCACUGAAGAAGAGUGCACAGUUCAGAGUUCUUGCAAAAAAGAAUACAAACAGGGAACUUGUCAUUGUACGUGAUGGGAGAGCUAUCAGUUCACACUUCCCAUGCAGCUUCAUUAAGAAUGAACGUCUUACUGUCAAGUACAUAAAAGCGGCAGACAAGCACUCGCAAUUACCUAGAAAUCGAGCUUCUGCUAUUCGCCAAGGACAGGUUCCCCUGACAAGCUUGUGGUGUUUCAUGUGGUGACAAAAGGAGGGGAAAAAGUAGCACGUAUCAUGAAAAACAAAGAACUUAAAAUAAAGUUUGAGGAAAUUACCGUUUAUGGUUUGAAAGGAGAGAAAGUGAAAGAGGCACUGAAAAGAGAUGGACGCUUACUGAAAAAAGCGUUCCAAACAAACUGUGCGCUCAUUGAUAAAAACACUGAAGUAAGAACUGAAAUGCACAACUUAGUUGAUGAUCUUGAUGGUAAAACUGUCAAGAUCAAAAUGAUCAGUAAGUGUACUCAACCAGAAAGUCAACCUGAAAGCCUUGAAGAUGCAGAUGUGCUUCAGAGCGAAUCUCAGAAAUCUGACUCCGAGAUCCAAGUUGAAAACCAAGAUCCUCAGCAGCAGUCUACCACAAACCAGUCAGUGACUGACAACAUAAGUAAGGGAAAUUCAAAGCAAAAUGGCAUUCGACAGACAGAAAAAAUACCCAAUUUGGAAAAUCUAAAGAGUCACCUAUCUUUCCAGGUAAAACAACGGGUGAAAGGGAUGAAAACUGGACUUUCAAAGCGUUCUAAUAUCCAGAAUCUCUUUCGUGUAGAGUACGGAAAGAGUGCUGAGACAUGCAGAGAGGUGAAAACAAUGAAGAAGCUGAUGGCUCUCAGUGAUUCUGUUUGUGCUGUGAGGAUAAAUGGGAAACCUAGCGGAAGUGGCUUUCUCCUGUUUGACAAGUUUGUCCUCACAAAUGGCCACGUAAUUAAAAACAUUUAUAAUGAGAGCACAAAGCAGUUAUCUGAGUCGAUGACUGUCCAUUUCUCUUUUGAGAGUCUGGACCAAUGGGAUUCAGGAGCAAAGGUGGAGGAGGUUACAGCCUGGGAGUACUAUUGUGACAACUCGGGCCACAUGAAUGACUGGGCUUUGUUGAGGAUCAGUUCUGAUCAAAAACUACCGCGGUGUCUCUUAAAACACUUUGGGUUCCUCCCCAGUGGUGGAGGAAUUUGCAUCAUUGGGCACCCCAAUGAUGGUGUAAAGAAGAUCGACCCAUGCUGGAUUAUUCCCACUGAUAACCGCAAACAAGUUGUACAGAACCAUUGCAAUAGAAACCUGGAUGGUGUUCUGCCAGACAGCAAGCAGUACUUUAAAGACCAGGAGUACAUUAAUUUUAUAACUAAUAAUUUUUUUGAAAGUGUGUCACAAUCUGUUAAUGGUUUGAAACAGGUUCUCACUUACAAGUCUUGCUUUUAUUUCGGCUCAUCUGGCUCUCCGGUCUUUGACGAGCACUGCAAUGUUGUUGCAAUGCAUUCAGCAGGAUAUGAAUACAGAAACGGAAGGGGUGAAAGAAGCAGUGUCAUAGAGUUUGGCUAUCCUUUGUCCCUCAUCCUAGAACACAUCAUCAUCCAGAUGGUGGAAAAUGCAAGAUUUGAUGUGCUAAAGAAAUACCUGGCUUGCAAUUAUUCACAACACCAAAACAUGAUGAGCAAUUUGAAGAAAUUGGUCGAAAGCAGAAAUCUCACAUCAUUUCAAAAGGCAUUCAACAACUUGGUUCACACAAAUGAGGAACGUUUGAAGAUGUUUUUUGGACUCUUACUUCAGAGAGAGGAACCUGUCCCUAUGGACACACUCUGAGUACAAACUGUACACAGAUAAGUGUAGUUAGCAACAGUAUCCGACAUGUCUUUUUUCAUGGUCCAGGAUACUAGUUUUAUCAAACAGGGCAGGUAAUGGUGGGGAUAUCUAAAGCUAAACUUGGUGUAUUCAUUGAAGCAUCACUUUCAGUAAAAAUGUGUUGCAUUAUUUUCAUGAUCUCUGCAUUCUCCUUUUUGUUAAAGCUUUCUGUAAAUGUACACUUACUUAUUUAUGUGCUGUUUCAAAACAAAUAUGACUGCAUUGGUUGGAGGUCUGGCCUAAUAAAUGAAACAGAUAACAUAAUUAGUUGAUGUUAUCAUAUUCAUUAAAUCAUGUUCAGGGUUAAGCUUUCAGAUUUGUCAGAAAUCUUUGUGCAUAAAUACAAAAGAUAAAACUGAUUUUACUCAGGUUACAAGACUGGCUCUAUAUAUUUUUUAUGUCUAUUAUUCUUUGAUAAUAAUGGAUCAGAAAUGUUGUUUCAUUUAUGUAUUAUUUUCAGCAGUAUUCGCGGUUGUGAUUAUUGCUUAUUUGUAUGUACAUUACAAAAGGAUUGACUACAAAUGAUUUUGCCAUAUUCUAUUAAACUGUCAUUGUAUUGAAAUUCAUAAUGGAAAAUGUCUCAUGUAGGCCUAAUAAUAUGACGUCUUUCGUAGCCUUCAUGGAUCUUGUUUGUGUUUUUAGGUAAUAAUCGCAUAAACUAUGAAUGUCUCAUAUUUUGUUAUUUCAGUUGUUUGUUUUUGCUUUAUUUCCUUUGUUAACUGUUUUGCACCAAGACAAAUUCUUUG
Labrus bergylta (ballan wrasse) is the source of this 3162-nucleotide messenger RNA. The record is from RefSeq and is a predicted model, not a curated record. Lineage: Eukaryota; Metazoa; Chordata; Actinopteri; Labriformes; Labridae.